Zingiber officinale is the source of this 585-nucleotide messenger RNA. RefSeq names its product HVA22-like protein e. The transcript is spliced from 5 exons. Bases 26 to 514 code for a protein of 162 amino acids. The record is from RefSeq and is a predicted model, not a curated record. Lineage: Eukaryota; Viridiplantae; Streptophyta; Magnoliopsida; Zingiberales; Zingiberaceae.
CACCAUCUCGAGAGGAAGUCAACCAAUGGGUCAGCUGUCGACUCUUCUCGCUCACCUCCACAGCUUGGCUGGGCCAGCCAUUACACUGAUCUAUCCCUUGUAUGCAUCGAUUCAAGCCAUGGAGAGCCCGGAGAAGCUUGACGACGAGCAGUGGCUGGCUUACUGGAUCCUCUACUCCUUCUUCACCCUCAUGGAAAUGGCAGCCGAGUCCAUCUUGUACUGGAUACCGAUCUGGUAUGAGAUAAAGCUGGUGUUGGUGGCUUGGUUGGUGCUGCCGCAGUUCAGGGGAGCUGCCUUUGUGUAUGAGAAAUUUGUGAGGGAGAAACUGAGGGAGUUUGGAGGAUCAGCAACAAACCCUAAUUCUUCCUCUCCCAAGGACAAGGCCUCCAGAGACAAGAAGAUCAAGAACAAGUUCCUCUCGUUUGUUACCUCGAAGAAGGCGGAGCAUGAGGCAUACUGCAAGCAACAGUGGAAUAAUUCCUUUCUUCCUUUUUUUUCCUUAUUGUUGUAUUGAAGAUCCUUUUGUGUAAUUAAUAUAUACACCACGCAGUGUUUGUGAAUUGAGUCAUCGGAAUUUGUUUUUUC